CACCCUCAAGAUUUUCUCCAGAUAUCUGAUUUUGGGUGUGUGUUUCUGAUUCUGAUUUCUAUUUUCUCGGUUUUAUGUUUUCUGAACAGAGAAACUUGAUUGGGUAAAUCAGGAAGGAGAAUCUUGCGGUAAACAAACAUGGCGGACAACUACAGUAACAUCGAUAAUAGUGACGAUAAUAAGGACAAGGGCAAUAGAGAGCCGUUGCUGAAGAAACAUUACUAUGAGAACUGUCCUGGGUGCAAGGUGGAUCGAGCCAAAGAAAUGACCCAAAGCGUACCUAUAAAGCUUCUUCUCAACAUAUGGUUGAUAACAUUGUGCAGCUCGCUGCCUAUAUCAUCUCUCUUUCCGUUCCUUUAUUUCAUGGUUAGAGAUUUUGGUAUUGCAAAAACAGAGGCAGAUAUAAGUUCCUAUGCUGGUUAUGUGGGAUCUGCAUUCAUGUUUGGCAGAGGAUUGACAUCUGUACCAUGGGGAAUGGUUGCUGAUCGAUAUGGUAGAAAACCUGUUGCAAUUUUGGGAAUUAUUGCAGUCAUUGUGUUCAACACCCUAUUCGGCCUUAGCUCAAGUUUUUGGAUGGCUGUUACCACAAGAUUUCUUCUUGGGGCCUUAAAUGGAUUGAUUGGACCGAUGAAGGCUUAUACUGUCGAAAUUGUUCGGGAAGAAUACCAUGCGAUAGGACUCUCAACUGUCAGUGCAGCUUGGGGCAUUGGUUUAGUUGUUGGCCCAGCACUGGGAGGCUAUUUGGCUCAGCCAGUAGAGAAAUAUCCGCAUAUAUUCUCUAAAGGUUCAUUUUUUGAUAAGUUUCCAUACUCCUUGCCCAGCAUAAUAAUAUCGGUCUUUGCACUUUUUGUGUUAGCUUCCUGCCUGUGGCUUCCGGAAACAUUGCACAAACACUGUGACAGCAGCGAGUCCCAUCAGGAUAUAGAAGCUUCCGAUAACAGAAACAUGGAAAAGAUAGUUCAGAAAGAUGAAAACCUCUUACUUAACUGGCCCUUGAUGUCAUCCAUUAUUGCUUAUUGUGUUUUCGCGCUGCAUAAUAUUGCUUAUCAAGAGGUUUUCUCAUUAUGGGCUGUGAGUCCUCUGAGGUUGGGGGGUUUGAAAUUUACAACCAAUGACGUUGGUAAUGUUCUUUCAAUAUCAGGUUUCGUUCUCUUGAUUUACCAAGUUUUCCUUUAUCCUGCGAUGGAGAAAAUUUGUGGACCUAUUAGACUUUCUCACAUUUCUGGGGCUAUCACCAUACCUCUCUUGCAAAGUUACCCUUUCAUGGCAUUGUUAUCUGGCUUCACACUGCAUCUAUUGAUAACUAGUGCUUCUGUCCUCAAGUAUUGUCUCUCUCAAACCAUUAUUACUGGAUUGUUGCUUCUGCAAAACAAAGCAGUGGAUCAACAUCAAAGAGGAGCAGCUAAUGGUAUUGCUAUGACUGCUAUGUCAAUAUGCAAAUCAGUUGGCCCUGCUGGCGGUGGUGCAAUAUUAGCUUGGUCCCAGAAGCGGUUAAAUGCUUCUUUCCUUCCAGGUUCUCACUUGGUGUUCUUCAUCCUUAACCUGAUAGAAGCACUUGGAGUGCUGAUGAUGUUCAAACCAUUCCUGGCUGAGAAAAAGACAACCCCAUCUGAACAGUUACAGUGAGACCAAUAAUAACACAAUGUUGCUACUGAAGUAUGAAGUGAUGAUGAACGAAGCAUCAUUCAUUAGUUUUGAGAUGUUUUUGUGGAGAUGAUGACGAUGAUGCUUUGGCUGAUUGAUGCAGCAAAGAUAAAUAAGUAAAGACCAUAAUUUGUCUUUCUCAGCCACAGCCUGCAACUCGAACAAGGCUUUCUUCCUACCAUUCACAGACUUCUCUCCCGGGAACUGGGAACAAGAAAACUAACCAGAAAGAGAAGUGGAAAGAGCAAGGAAAUUAUAUUCUUUAGGUAGAUUCUUGUGUUAGAGUGGAGUCAUGGUGACUGUGGGAACUGAGAAAUGUUUGUGAUCAUUGUAUUGUUGUCUACUUAUAUGUAAUUCUUCUGGGCAAGUCAAUGGUUAUUUAUGAUUGAAACAAGUUGGUCAUUUUA
This is a messenger RNA of Neltuma alba, 2051 nucleotides long. RefSeq names its product protein ZINC INDUCED FACILITATOR 1-like. NCBI's taxonomy places the organism in Eukaryota, Viridiplantae, Streptophyta, Magnoliopsida, Fabales, Fabaceae. Gene Ontology annotation, cellular component: plasma membrane; plant-type vacuole membrane. Bases 139 to 1626 code for a protein of 495 amino acids. Gene Ontology annotation, molecular function: solute:potassium antiporter activity. The transcript is spliced from 17 exons. The record is from RefSeq and is a predicted model, not a curated record. Gene Ontology annotation, biological process: regulation of stomatal closure; transmembrane transport.